GCGGAGAGGUCCGCGCCUCCGCUCUUCGUCCUGAUGUCGAAGGACAGUCAUGGCUCCACACCCUGUCCCGUCAAUGCCUCUAGCUGGAGGGGGCUUGGGGGUAGGGUACCGUCUAAGGAUAGUAUAGAGUUCGAUAAACAGUUGGAUAAGAUAUCACUUUGGAUAGAAAGAUGGGAUCAUUUAGAGAGAUGUCACAUCCUCGAGAUUAUACUGAACCACAGCAACUACAACCAGUUCCAGUUUCUCUGGACGGUCAUGCAGCCGGCGCUUCACAGGGACUUCAUGUACUCCGCCAAAUCUGUAUACCCCACCAUGAACUUCACCCCUAUCAGUACCACCAUCAGCAGGGCCAUGAAGGACAAACUAAUGAGGACAACUCACAAGGAGUCCUUCCAUCGCAUCAAAAGCGCUUACCUCCGCGACAAGGUCCUGACCAUGGGAGAUGAUGGACAGGUCAUAUCACUCAAAGUCAAAAAGGGGCAGACGUUAUCAGCAGAGUCUGUGAGGUUGCCUAGCGUCGAGCAGGACACCAGCCCCGUCAGACCAAACUCCAUCUUGAAGAAUAGUCAGUGGGUGAAGCAGGAAGUGAGGUGCGUUUCCAAGGACACAGAUGAAGAGGCAGACGAUGUGAUGUCGAAAAAACCCAACAAAACACAGAAUCUUCUGGUCCUGACUCACCCAGAUGAGAACAUGAGUCAGAGACGAGCCAAAUCGAACAAGCCAAAACCAGCAAGUACUAAACCCGAGUCAAACUGGAAUGAGAAGAAGCCAAAGUCAGCAGCCAAGAAACAGGAUAAAAAGGACAAAGAAGUGUCGCUGUUCGUGAAGGAGAAACCAUCUGUUUGGGAGAUCAUACAGUCCGGCCCUGCUACACUCAGAUUUUUGGAGAUGGCCCCGAGACGACAUAUCCAAGAUGAAGAAUGCCCCAGACAACAUCUGAGUGAGAUGGACAGAGAGACAACCAACACGUCUGAGGCCUACAGUAUCAGGUCGUGGAAGAAGAGGAGGAAAGAUAGAAAGACAGCCCGAAGUCACUCGGAGUGCCAAUUCGGUCCCUUCAAACCUCUGCCUGAAAUCCAGGUGCAACCAAACCAGAAUCUCGAGCCGCACCAGGGCAUCUCCUCCGAGGGUUGGCAGACCCUCACAUGGUAUACUAACAACUGGGAUGACGUGCAGAGGAAUGAAUUCCUCCACAAAGUCCUUCUGAAGUUGGACCCUCGACAACAUUACUUUAUCUCAAGUUUCCUCUCGGUGAAGCAAUAUCGGGACUUCAUGUUAUUACUUCCAGAGAAGAUAGCUAUCAAGAUUCUUGGCUACCUGUCCCCAGCGGAGCUCAUCACUGCUGGUCGGGUUUGCAAGCGAUGGCAGAAGCUGUGCAACAGUAACCGUCUCUGGAAAGCAAAGUGCGAAGAAGUCCAGUUAGAUGUGCCGAUCAUACAAUCGAAUCCGAAAUGGAAGACAAUCUUCAGAGAGAACCUCUACCUCCGGGCCAACUGGACUUCUGGCAAGUGUCGGGUGGUCGACAUCAAGGGACAUACUCACAGCGUGUUCUGCGUGACGUUUGACUACCGUCGCAUGGUCACGGGAAGCCUGGACCGGACCAUCAAGCUAUGGGACAUCAAGACGGGCAACCUCCUCCAGACUCUCAGGGGCCAUCUUAAGGGCGUAUGGUGUCUUCAGUUCUUCACAGACUCACUUCUAGUCAGCGGUUCCUACGAUUGCACUUUGCGGAUUUGGAACCUCCGCACUGGUCUCACUCUCAGGACGUUGAUUGGUCACGACGGACCGAUCUGGGCGAUAGUCAGAAGGAACAACACCAUGAUAUCGGGAUCUCAGGACAAAACUGCCAAAGUGUGGGACGUGAGUCGGUGCAUGAUGAUGAGGACGUUGAAGGGCCAUACUGGCGCUGUGUUCGCUGUGGACAUGGACGAGGAGGGCACACUGGCCAUCACUGGGUCAGCUGACAGGAGUGUGCGAGUCUGGGAGGUUGCCACAGCAGAGUGUACUCGUCUGAUCUGGGCCAGCCACUCCUCCUCUAUCAUGUCAGUCAGCUGGAGCAAGGGCUUCAUUGCCUGUUCAUCCGGGGAGAUCAUCUCUGUCUACAACAUGGAGGAAGGGAGGCUCAUACGGACGUAUAAUGAACAUAAGAAGAGGAUUGAAUGUAUCAAGAUCAAGAUAGGAGAUCCAACUAAGGGUGAAGGUAUGAUUGUCAGUGGAGGGAAGGAUGGGAUGGUCAAGUACUGGGAUCUUGCUUCAGAGACCAGCAUCCAGACGUUUGAAGGACAUACAGACUCGGUCAACUGUAUCGCAUUCAACGAGCUACAGAUUGCAAGUGCUUCAUUGGAUAACAAGAUCAAAAUAUGGGACUUCAACUUGGAGAGUCCAUAACAAUAUCACGUACUGUCAACUCAGUCAGGAGCAGUCAUGACCUUAAAAUGGCAGCACGUGCUUCGCAAUGGAAAAUGGUGUCUAUAAUAUAUUAGUCUUGAUAUCUCCUGAUGUCACAGUAUGGACAGAAAUGGACUUCCUUCCGGAGCAGUGUAUUUUUUAGAAACAGAGAGUAUUAAACCUGUGUGCACCAUAUUAUGUCAAAGACAUUGUACAUAACUUAUAUGGGAGUAUUUUCAUCAAUAAAACAUAUUCAAAAGCAACACCGGCUUAAUAAUUUGACCUUUCUUCCCCCUUU
Molecule: messenger RNA, 2686 nt
Organism: Lineus longissimus
Lineage: Eukaryota; Metazoa; Nemertea; Pilidiophora; Heteronemertea; Lineidae
Exons: 16
Coding region: 34-2388 (784 amino acids)
Molecular function (GO): protein binding
Source: RefSeq, a predicted model, not a curated record